Molecule: messenger RNA, 4584 nt
Organism: Panonychus citri (citrus red mite)
Lineage: Eukaryota; Metazoa; Arthropoda; Arachnida; Trombidiformes; Tetranychidae
Product: myb-like protein A
Exons: 1
Coding region: 2129-3844 (571 amino acids)
Source: RefSeq, a predicted model, not a curated record
AAUUUCUCAUUUCCAAUUGUCAUCAAAUUGUGAAAAUCCAGAGGUCAAGGUUUAGUUUAAUCUUACUGACCCUUGGGAGUAAAUUGAUCUAUUUAAUCUUGAUCCUCUUUUGAUUAGAGUUAAAUCCUCCCAGAGGAAAUGGAAAUCUAGAUAAUUACAAUUAAGACUUUAUUUAUAAUCCAAAUUCUUAGGAUUAGAUUGCUGAAUGACAAUUUGAUUUUUUUUUCACCAGAAUUCAGAAUCAUUCAGCCGAUUAUAUUAUUUGAUAUUCUAAACGAUUCUGUAUUGAUUAGUAUGAUUGCCAACAGUUAUCAUGUUUCAUGAACUUUAAUUGUCUGUUAAUCAUGUGAUUUAAUGGUUUUAUAAAUAUCAAAUUAACAUCUUAAUGAUUGAUAAGAUGAUGAUUAUGAUUAUGAUAUAAUAUUGAUUUUGGUUGAUUUGGUUUAAUGUUACCAAUAAUCAAAUUUAUCUCAUUUCCAACAAUUGUAACAAUUUUCCAAUUGAUUAAUAAGUGGUUUUUCCUAAAUGAAUUUUCCAAGUAAUCACAAUUAAAUUAAUGAUGAUUCAAGCCUUAGUUACUUAGGAAAAUUUUAUCAUCAAUUUCAGCAUUAAUCAGAUUAUUUCAGUGGAUUUCAGAUCACACAAGUAGAGCUAAGGAAACGAUUUAUGUAAUAGAGGAAGGGAUUAGAUUGAUGAUUAAUUACCAGGUUGACAAUCAAUUAUGGUGUGAUGAGUGAAAACUAAAUCAAUUUAAAAUCAAUGAUUCUAUUGAAACAAUAGUUAUUAUUGUAAACCAUUUUAUCAGCUGGUAAGUUUUCCCAAUAAUUGUUUUUCCUCAAUUAGUUAAUCUAACUUAUUUUCAUGAUAAAAUUGUUUGAAACAUGAUAAACAAUAAUAAUAGAAUAAUCAGUUAAUUAUUAAUUGAUUGUAAUCUAAUCUUCGUAGUUAAAAAAAAAAGAAUACAAAAUAUAAUAACAAAGGGUUGAACUGUUUUUCCAUCAUGAGAUUUUGAUGCAACUUUCACCAAGCUGAAUUUCCUUGUUAAUUGUACCCAAAUUGUUAUUAAUUGUUCAAGGUCACAUUUAAUGUUCAUCUCAAUCAAUUUAAAUUGUUGUGGUUUGCGUUAUGAUGAAUUUAAAAGUAACAUGUUCCAAUAAUGUUAAAUUAUUUUAAGAAGUUGAAAUAAGUUUCUCGUAAUAAACGAACUCGCAAUCGGAUGGUUUCUUCAUCAUUCUCAUCUUAACAAGUCCUUAAUUGGAACAAACUGUGAAGAGAAAGAUAAGAAAAGAAAGAGAAGAUGAUGAUGUUGAUGAUGAUUAAGAAAAUGCAAAGAUAGAAAGUACAGUUAUCUUCAUAAGGUUUUAUCCAAAGGCAUUUGACUUUAGAUGAUGAGGAUGAGGAUGAUAAGUGAGAAGGAACCACAAAUAGACAAGGCCGAUGGAAAUUGUGAGCCAGAUAUAAGCCAAAAAUGGGAAGAAGAGAAAGUGAUGAAGAUAAUUUUAAGAAGAUGCAACCCAAGCAGACAACAAAAUAGAGAAGAGAGAGAGAAGAUGAAUAUGAUGAAGAUGAAGCAAAAAAAUAUUCGCUAACGAUACUUGAUUUUACCAAAAAUGGUCUAGUAAAAUUGAAGAGUAGGAACAAAAUUUACUAAUUUCAUACGUUGAAUAGAUACUUGAUCUAAUCAACGAAUUCGCGCAACUCAGUUACUAAACGAUUAGAACUAAAUUAACUUUAAAUUACUUCGAAAAGAAAAGUUUUUUAUCUUCUAUGGAAGAAAAACGAAAAAUUAAGUAAAAGUUUUUUUAGCACCAUUAAGACUACGCAUUUUCUUCAUCAUCAUCAUCAUCAUCCUAAUCUUCAUCCUCAUAAUCUUAAUCCUCAUCCCCUAACAUCCACUUGUUUGAAUUUCAUCUCUUGCUUUUUUGCCCUUUCUUAGUUAAAUUGUCGUGUCUCUUUUAAUAUUCAAGACAAUCAAAAUCAAUUUAGUUGAAACAAUCUAGUUAAUCUGAUUACUUCACUCAAUCAGUUAUGAGUUUUAACUACAGUUUUUAUUACAUGUUUUUGAUUUAAAUAACAAUUAUUCUGUGAUAAAGUUGAUUGUUAUUGAUGAUCAUUUAUCAAAACAACAAUGAUCAACCCAAUACCAACAGGAUCAUCAACAAUUAAAUCAUCAGAAAGAUUAACUAAUCAACGUCCUCGUAAACGUGAUUGUAACGUAUUAAAGUUUCAUAACUUUGUCCCGAACAAAGAGUUGUCAUGUUUUUCACGAACUCGAGGUUCUAGUGAAAAUGUUCUAACUGGACAUUGUUUAAAGGAAGAAAAUGGUUCGAAGCAGAUUAAUGUUUGCAACUGGCAGAAGAAGCAACAACAAUCAACACCAAUUAAAAGUGAUAAAAAUGAUUUUUGUCAACAAUCAAUCCAAUUAUUAUCACAAGAUAUCCCAAUGAUUUAUAAUGAUACUUCACCAACACCAACAAUAAUUAACAAUGACGAUUUAACCUCACAAUCAAUCCUUGGGAGUCUAUUAGCUCGCAAUGAGAUUAAUCGUGUUGAUAAUCAAUCUAAUCAUAUCGAUGAUUUAAUCAGUAAUUACACUGUGAUCAAUGUUGGGGGUAGUGGUAGGGAUAAUAUUAAUCCAGGUAUUACAAUUAAUGGUAAUUAUGGUUUUCUAAUGCCAACAACAACAACAACUAAAUCAGCAAGUAAAAUCAAUCGACGAAAACCUUCAACUGUCCGACGAUUUUUAAGAUCAUCUGAAAGUCCAUCUAAUUGUGAUGCUGAUGAAGAUAAUUGUGAUUAUGAUGCUGAUGAAUCUGCAAACGAUUCUAAUCAUAGAAACCAAGACGAGCCUCUUGAUCUGUCAACUGCAAGGAAACGUCCACUACUUAAGAGGAAAACACUAAAAGAUGACCAAUGUAGUCAAUUGUUUGAUUAUCUACCUGUUCUCAUACCUGGAACUCAAAUUACUUCACAACAACUACCUCAGACAAUGAUGGCAUCAUUUUUACCUUAUUUAUUUACCGAUCAACAACAACAACAAUCAAUUUUAACACCAACACCAACAACAAUUACAAGUGUAAACUCACCAUCAACACCAAACACAGCAACAGGAAUCGAUCCAAUGGUCUUAUUAAGACAAAGUAAAUUGUUAUUACCUCAUCUAUCUAACGAUCAUCAUCCACAACAACAACAACAUAUACAACACCGUAUUCCAAUUAUAACAUCAGCUGAUUUAACAAAUUCAUCUCCAUCAUCUUCUUCAUCAUCGAUCUCAUCAAUCAGUUCAUCUAAUCAUCAUCUCCAUCAUUCAUCCAGAGGAUCUACAUCAACAAUUCCUGGUGUUGGACAUUUUAAAGUCCAUAACAAUAAUUCAACAGUAAAAAAUCAUCAACAUCAUAUUGCCCCUCAUCAUCAUCAUCAUCAUCAUCUUAAUCGUAACAAUCAAAAUGGACCUUCUAAUGAACGUAAUACAAUUAAAGCUAAAUUAGAAAAUGAAUUUCGCACCAAUGGAUUUCUCGUUAAAACCAAGGAAGUUUCUGAUGGAGAGGCAACUUUUUGUAAAUUUCGACAAUUAAGAAAAUAUACUCGAUACUAUUUAAAGUCUUGGCAUCAACAUCUUCCUGAUGAGAUAAAUAAACUAUGGAAAGGAUUCUUACCACCGAAAACAAGUAAACCAAGCUCAUCAUCAUCAUCUUCUUCUUCAUCAUUAUCAUCAUCGGCGACAAUUAAUUUAACCAACAAUCAACCAUUAGAUCAAUCAGAUUCAUCUUCUCUGUCCAAACAAAUGACCCUUAAUGAACAACCAAUGGACAUAAUUUCAUCAGUUUAUCAAUCAUCUUCAUAAGGAAUACACUCUAUAUCCUCAUUAUUUGUUAAUUGUUGAUGAUACCUGUUGAUCCAUUGUGACACAAUCUAAUUUUAGAUUUAAAUAUUGACCUAUUCAUUAGGUUAUCUAACUUGUUUCAAGACAAUUGCUAUUGUUAAUUCUUGUUAGUUAUCAAGUUAACCUGUAAAUGUUUGUAAAUAGUUUUACCUUUCAACACUUUCUGUUGAUUGUUUUGUAUUAUAUAAAUGUUAUAGUGAAUGAGAAUCUAAUUUGAUUGUGAUUACCUUUAAUCAUUAUUUUCAUGGUUUUAAAAUCCAAUGAAAAUAAACUGCAAGGUAUUUUAAUCUUAAUCUGAAAAGAUUAUCUUUUCCUAUUAUAUUAUCAAUUGAAAAUGAAUUGAAGAGAAAUGAGAAGCUGUGAAUUAAAGUUAAUUUGUUACCUGAUUGGUGAUAAAUUUCCGGGUUUAAUUGCGGAAGUUGAUUGUUGAAAUUAAACUUAAUGCGAUUAGAAAAUUAUCUCUUGUCUGAUUAAGAUUUAAUUUCCAAUCAUCGCCAAAACCAUACCAUCAAUGAAGGAGGAAAAUUGAUCAUCAAUUGGUCUCUAUUUAAUCAAAAGCUUAAUCAAAAUGAUGGACAGUGAAUGACAAUCAUCCUAAAUCAUUGAUCAUUUUUCAAACAAUUUAAUUAUAAAUUAUUUACAUAAGAUUAAGAUGAUGUAUAUUUACCCACAGAAUUAAAUUUAACUCAUUCAUUAGAAAA